This is a messenger RNA of Coregonus sp. 'balchen', 28701 nucleotides long. NCBI's taxonomy places the organism in Eukaryota, Metazoa, Chordata, Actinopteri, Salmoniformes, Salmonidae. The record is from the annotation of a GenBank genome assembly.
CUCCAUCGAGCCAUGCGACAGUGGUGCCUCCCGGCUGCGGCCCCGCGAACCGAACCGAUGCCCACAGGGCGCCUCUCACCCCCGCUAUCAGGUAGGUUAGGCAGGCUGGCACUGUACAUGCCAUGGGUCAAUAACACAUUGUUUUGCAGUCAAUGCACAUAUUCAAUCAAUGUACAGUUCAUCUCUCUGUUACCCAGAAGUAAAAAUUAUCUCGCGAAAAUAUGUCAUUUCUCUCCACGAGAUAUUGAAUGUACUGUAGACUACAUAGCGUUCAACAUCAUGGCAUGAAAUAUGUUUUUUAGCCCAAGUUAUGUUUGUUGUUUUUCCUCAUGACACUUCAUUUAAAAGCUGUUAGUGUAUAUUUAUUAUGACUUUAAAUUAGCAAUCAGGCAGUGAAUCAUCAGGCUUUUCCUCAAGACAAAUGUGGCAGGGUGAGUGUAGAACAGGGUUCUUCAAUUCCGGUCCUGUUUUUCAUCCUCUCCUUCUAAUCAGGGGCUAAUUCAGACCUGGGACACCAGGUGAGUGCAAUUAACUACCAGGUAGAAAUAAUAAACAGAAGUGUUUCGGCCCUCCAGGACCGGAAUUGAAGAACCCUGGUGUAGACUGUGCCAAAUACACUGAGUAUACAAAACGUUAAGAACACCUGUUUUUUCCAUGACAUAGACUGACCAGGUGAUUCCAGGUGAAAGCUAUGAUCCCUUACUGAUGUCACUUGUUUAAUCCACUUCAAUCAGUGUAGAUAAAGGGGAGGAGACGGGUUAAAGAAGGAUUUUUAAGCCUUGAGACAAUUGAGACAUGAUUGGUGUAUGCCAUUCAGAGGGUGAAUGGGCAAGACAAAAGAUUGAAGUGCCUUUGAACGGGGCAGUUCUUGAUACAAACCAGGCGCACUGUUUUGUCAAGAACUGCAACGCUGUUGGGUUUUUCACGCUCAACAGUUUCCUGUGUGUAUCAAGAAUGGUCCACCACCCAAAGGACAUACAGCCAAAUUGACACGUGGGAAGCAUAGGAGUCAACAUUGGCCAGCAUCCAUUUUGACACCCGACGAAUUGAGGCUGUUCUGAGGAACUCAAUAUUAGCAAGAUCUUCCUGAUGUUUGGUAUAAACAGUGCCAUAGUUGGCCACACUUUUGAAUGACCCAUGGUUCCACAUGGAGGAGGAUGCAGCCUCACACUGACUACAAAUCCAGCUGUAUUUUUCCUUUGUAAGUGAACUUGACAACAAAGUGCUGCUGAUCCAGUAUUUUAAUGUAAUAUUGUGGACAAAAGUCAUGUGUGUUUUAACCCGUUAGAUGUCAGGAUGGAGUGUUGUGAGGUGGAGCCACGCUACACCAUCGAGCAGAUCGACCUCCUCCAGCGCCUCCGUCUCUCAGGGAUGACCAAGCCACAGAUCGUCCAGGCCUUGGGGUCCCUAGAGCGACUAGACCCCGACCACCGCCCCCCGUACUGCAACGACACCGCCACCGCCAACCCCACCACCAACACCACCCCUACCACAGCCUCCGCCCCAGCCCCACCCUCCUCCUCUUCCUCCUCCUCCUCCUCCUCUUCCUCCCUCUCCUUGGCAUCCGCCACAACGCAGACCCCCGGGCUGGACGGUGCCUCGCUGUCGCCUAGCAACAGCUACGAGGCCUCUCCCCCGCCGCAGUACCCGCAUGGGGUUGGAGUUCAGAAGUCGUUUAGCUAUGACAUCAUGGCGGAGGAGGACUGGGAUCUGGAGGAGAAGGUGGAGGAGUACAUGAGGUGAGAGGGAGGGAGGUAGUAGUGAAACAUGAAGAGAAGGUAGAAGAUAAGGAGGGGUAUUUGAUGUGAACAUAGCAGAAGGUAGAAGAUAAGGAGGGGUAUUUGAGGUGAACAUAGCAGAAGGUAGAAGAUAAGGAGGGGUAUUUGAGGUGAACAUAGCAGAAGGUAGAAGAUAAGGAGGGGUAUUUGAGGUGAACAUAGCAGAAGGUAGAAGAUAAGGAGGUGUAUUUGAGGUGAACAUAGCAGAAGGUAGAAGAUAAGGAGGGGUAUUUGAGGUGAACAUAGCAGAAAGUAGAAGAUAAGGAGGGGUAUUUGAGGUGAACAUAGCAGAAGGUAGAAGAUAAGGAGGGGUAUUUGAGGUGAACAUAGCAGAAGGUAGAAGAUAAGGAGGGGUAUUUGAGGUGAACAUAGUAGAAGAUAAGGAGGGGUAUUUGAGGUGAACAUAGCAGAAAGUAGAAGAUCUAGCUCUGAGAGAGGAAGAUGAUUAUAUCAUCAUCAGAUAAUAACAGCCAGUCCCUGGUGAUGCUAGAUUAUUCUCCUACUGUUAGCCUGACUAAUUUGGGUCAGGUGUGUAGGGAGAGACAGAUAAAGAGAUGACUGCAGCCAGGCUUACAUACAGGAUCUACACAAGGCUUUGUCACAGUCUCUGGCAAUAUGGUGUCUUGUACAAGUUUGUAGACAUUCCAGAAACCACAGUCAAAUCAAUGCAGAGAGAAAGAAAAUAGAGAAAUAAUAGAAAAGUACAGGGGUGCCUAGUCGAUGUGCAGGGGUGCCUAGUCGAUGUGAAGGGGUACCUAGUCGAUGUGCAGGGGUGCCUAGUCGAUGUGCAGGGGUACCUAGUCCAUGUGCAGGGGUACCUAGUCCAUGUGCAGGGGUACCUAGUCCAUGUACAGGGGUACCUAGUCCAUGUGCAGGGGUACCUAGUCCAUGUGCAGGGGUACCUAGUCCAUGUGCAGGGGUGCCUAGUCCAUGUGCAGGGGUGCCUAGUCCAUGUGCAGGGGUGCCUAGUCCAUGUGCAGGGGUACCUAGUCCAUGUGCAGGGGUAUCUAGUCCAUGUGCAGGGGUACAAGGUUGCUCUGCUUCUGUGUGUAGGCUGCAUUAAAUAUAUCCAGUCAACAAAUGGUGAAUCUGGAGUCAUGUCAGCUAGGCCUAUGGCUUCCUCUGCUCGUUUCCAGCUCUCUUUCAUCAGCUUUUCUGAAAACAUAGGGGAGGCAAAAAUCCUAUGGUGGAGAAUGUACACGUUGUCUGGUUCCACCAGCAUAUCCACAAUACUGCAGAUGUAAUGAAUAAUAAUAUGCCAUUUUAGCAGACGCUUUUAUCCAAAGCGACUUACAGUCAUGCGUGCAUACAUUUUUGCGUAUGGGUGGUCCCCAGGGGGAUCGAAUGAUUUGGAUAUAAGCAGAGGAAGAAUCUUUUGAGAUGUACCGAAGUUGUGAUGAUGAUGACUGUUGCUCUAGCCACUGCUAGCCCCACAAACAGGAAGCUAGAAACAGGAAGUAUAUUGUCUGUUCUUACUCUGUGGUGCCCUGUUGUGCUUUUAUAGGAGGGACAGUAACCUGGUGAAGGAGGAGAUCAAGACUUUCCUCAACAACCGCAGGAUCUCCCAGGCCAUCGUGGGACAGGUCACAGGUAAUGCGUUCAUAUAUUCUGCUAUAGACAGCUUUUUUUUAGUGAACCUGUGAUAGUGUGCGCUGUUUACAUUGUUUUGUAUGAAUAUUACCUGUCUUUCCAUGUAGGAUAUUUUAUAACACUCUCAUGUGUUCCUACUCACUCUCCUUCUCUUCCCUCCAUCUCUGUUUCUCCUCUCCUCUUGUUAUCUACCUUCCUUCUCCUUUCCUCCUCACUCCUCUCCUCUCCCUAGGAUUCAUUCAGUUCUGUCUCCUCUCCCUAGGAUUCAGUCAGUUCUGGUUCCUCUCCCUAGGAUUCAGUCAGUUCUGGUUCCUCUCCCUAGGUAUCAGUCAGUUCUGUCUCCUCUCCCUAGGAUUCAGUCAGUUAUGUCUCCUCUCCCUAGGAUUCAGUCAGUUCUGUCUCCUCUCCCUAGGAUUCAGUCAGUUCUGUCUCCUCUCCCUAGGAUUCAGUCAGUUCUGUCUCCUCUCCCUAGGAUUCAGUCAGUUCUGUCUCCUCUCCCUAGGAUUCAGUCAGUUCUGUCUCCUCUCCCUAGGAUUCAGUCAGUUCUGGUUCCUCUCCCUAGGUAUCAGUCAGUUCUGGUUCCUCUCCCUAGGUAUCAGUCAGAUUUACAAUGCCUUCAGAAAGUAUUCAUACACCUUGACUUAUUCCACAUUUUGUUGUUAGAGCCUGAAUUCAAAAUGGGUUAAAUACACACUACCAGUCAAAAGUUUGGACACACCUACUCAUUCAAGGGUUUUUCUUUAUUUUUACUAUUUUUUACAUUGUAGAAUAAUAGUGAAGACAUCAACACUUUGCAAUAACACAUAUGGAAUCAUGUAGUAACCAAAAAAGUGUUAAACAAAUCAAAAUAUAUUUGAGAUUCUUCAAAGUAGCCACCCUUUGCCUUGAUGACAGCUUUGCACACUCUUGGCAUUCUCUCAACCAGCUUCAUUAGGUAGUCACCUGGAAUGCAUUUCCAUUAACAGGUGUGCCUUCUUAAAAGUUAAUUUGUGGAAUUUCUUUCCUUAAUGCGUUUGAGCCAAUCAGUUGUGUUGUGACAAGGUAGGGGGGUAUACAGAAGAUAGCCCUAUUUGGUAAAAGACCAAGUCCAUAUUAUGGCAAGAACAGCUCAAAUAAGUAAAUUGUGAGCUCUGUAGCUCAAUUGGUAGAGCAUGGCGCUUGUAACGCCAGGGUAGUGGGUUCGAUCCCCGGGACCACCCAUACGUAAAAAUGUAUGCACACAUGACUGUAAGUUGCUUUGGAUAAAAGCGUCUGCUAAAUGGUUUAUUAUUAUUAUAUUAUUAUAGAAACGACAGUCCAUCAUUACUUUAAGACAUGAAGGUCAGUCAAUACGGAACAUUUCAAGAACUUUUAAAGUUUCUUCAAGUGCAGUCGCAUAAAUCAUAAAGCGCUAUGAUGAAGCUGGCUCUCAUGAGGACCGCCACAGGAAUGGAAGACCCAGAGUUACCUCUGCUGCAGAGGAUAAGUUCAUUAGAGUGACCAACCUCAGAAAUUGCAGCCCAAAUAAAUGCUUCACAGAGUUCAAGUUACAGACACAACUCAACAUCAACUGUUCAGAGGAGACUGUGUGAAUCAGGCCUUCAUUGUCGAAUUGCUGCAAAGAAACCACUACUAAAGGAAACCAAUAAGAAGAAGAGACUUGCUUGGGCCAAGAAACACGAGUAAUGGACAUUAGACCGGUGGAAAUGUGUCCUUUGGUCUGGAGUCCAAAUGUGAGAUUUUUGGUUCCAACCGCCGUGUCUUCGUGAGACGCGUUGUGGGUGAACGGAUGAUCACUGCAUGUGUAGUUCCCACCGUAAAGCAUAGAGGAGGAGGUGUUACGGUGUGGGGGUGCUUUGCUGGUGACACUGUCUGUGAUUUAUUUAGAAUUAAAGGCACACUUAACCAGCAUGGCUACCACAGCAUUCUGCAGUGAUAUGCCAUCCCAUCUGGUUUGGGUUUAGUGGGACUAUCAUUUGUUUUUCAACAGGACAAUGACCCAACACACCUCCAGUCUGUGAAAGGGCUAUUUGACCAAGAAGGAGAGUGAUGGUGCUGCAUCAGGUGACCUGGCCUCCACAAUCCCCCGACCUCAACCCAAUUGAGAUGGUAUGGGAUGAGUCGGAGGCCAGAGUGAAGGAAAAGCAGCCAACAAGUGCUCAGCAUAUGUGGGAACUCUUUCAAGAUUGUUGGAAAAGCAUUCCAGGUGAAGCUGGUUGAGAGAAUGCCAAGAGUGUGCAAAGCUGUCAUCAAGGCAAAGGGUGGCUACUUUGAAGAAUCUCAAAUAUAAAAUAUAUUUAGAUUUGUUUAACACUUUUUUUGGUUACUACAUGAUUCCAGAUGUGUUAUUUCAUAGUUUUGAUGUCUUCACUAUUAUUCUACAACGUAAAAACAUUAAAACAAUUAAUAAAAACCCUUGAAUGAGUAUGUGGUCCAAACUUUUGACUGGUACUGUUUAUAUAUGUUCAACCAUCUACACACAAUACCCCAUCAUGAAAACAACAUGUUCUUAGACAUUUUUACAAAUGUAUUGAAAAUUAAAUACAGAAAUAAUAAUAAUAUAAUAAUAAUAUGCCAUUUAGCAGACGCUUUUAUCCAAAGCGACUUACAGUCAUGCGUGCAUACAUUUUUGUGUAUGGGUGGUCCCGGGGAUCGAACCCACUACCUUGGCGUUACAAGCGCCGUGCUCUACCAGCUGAGCUACAGAGGACCACCCAUACACAGAAAUAUUUUGUAGAAGCACCUUUGGUAGAUUCUGCGUAAGUCUCUAAGAACUUUCCACAACUGGAUUAUGCAACAUUUGCCCAUUUAUUAUUUUCAAAAUUCUUCAAGCUCUGUCAAAUUGGUUGUUGAUCAUUGAUAGACAACCAUUUUCAGGUCUUGCUAUAGAUUUUCAAGUAGAUUUAGGUCAAAACUGUUACUCGGCCAUUCAGGAACAUUCACCGUGUUCUUGGUAAGCAACUCCAGUGUAGAUUUGGUGUUUUAGGUUAUUGUCCUGCUGAAAGGUUAAUUAAUCUCCCAGUGACUGAACCAUGUUUUCCUCUAGGACUUUGCCUGUGCUUAGCUCCAUUCCGGUUAAUUUUUUAUCCUGAAAAACUCCCCUGUCCUUAAUGAUUACAAGCAUACCCAUAACAUGAUGCAGCCACCAUUAUGCUUGAAAAUAUAGAGGUUCGCAGUAAUGUGUUGUGUUGGAUUUGCCCCAAGCAUAACACUUUGUAUUCAGGACAUAAAGUUAAUUCCUUUGCCACAUUUUUUGCAGUAUUACUUUAGUGCCUUGUUGCAAACAGGAUGCAUGUUUUGGAAUAUGUGUAUUCUGUACAGGCUUUCUUCUUUUCACUCUGUCAUUUAGGUUAGUAUUGUGGAGUAACUACAAUGUUGUUGAUCCAUCCUCAGUUUUCUCCUAUCACAGCCAUUAAACCCUGUAACUGUUUUAAGUCACCAUUGGCCUAAUGGUGAAAUCCCUAAUUGGUUUCCUUCCUCUGAGGCAACUGAGUUAGGAAGGACGCCUGUAUCUCUGUAGUGACUGGGUGUAUUGAUACACCAUCCAAAGUGUAAAUUAAUAACUUCACCAUGCUCAAAGGGAUAUUCAAUGUCUACCGAUAGUUACCCUUCUUUGAGAGGCAUUGGAAAACCUCCCUGGUCUUUGUGGUUGAAUCUGUGUUUGAAAUUCACUGCUCGACUGAGGGACCUUACAAUUAUCUGUAGUUGUGGGGUACAGAGAUGAGGUAGUCAUUCUAAAAUAAUAUUAAACACUAUUAUUGCACACAGUGAUUCCAUGCAACCUAUGUGACUUGUUAAGCACAUUUUUACUCCUGAACUUAUUUAGAUUUUUUUUCUCAAAUUUAUUGAAAAUGAAAUGCAGAAAUAUCUCAUUUACAUACAUUUUCACACCCCUUUGCUAUUACAUUCCAAAUUCAGCGCAGGUGCACCCAAUGUCCUUCAAUCAUCCUUGAGAUGUCACUACAACUUGAAUGGAGUCCACCUGUGGCCAAUUCAAUUGUUUGCACAUGAUUUUGAAAGAAUCACACUGGUCUAUAUAAGGUCCCACAGUUGACAGUGAGAGCAGAAACUAUACCAUGAAGUCCAACGAACUGGCCGUCGAUCUCCGAGAGAAUUGUGAUGAGGCAUAUAUCUGGGUAUAAAACAAUUUCUAGUGUUAACAUUUUCCAAGAGCACAGUGGUCUCCAUUAUAGGGAAAUGUAACAAAUAUGGAACUACCCAGACUCUGCCUAGAGCUGGCCAUCUGACCAAACUGAACAACUGAGCAAGAAGGACCUUGGUCAGGGAGGUGACCAAGAACCCAGUGACCACCCUGACAGAACUACAGAGUUCCUUGGCUGAGAUGGGAGUACCUGCCAGAAGGUUAACAGUCUCUACAGCACUUCACCAAUCUGGGCUUUAUGGGAGAGUGGCCAGAUGGAAGCCACUCCUGAGAAAAAUGGCUGGAGUUUGCAAAAAGCCACGUGAAAGACUCUGAGAGCACGAGGCAAAAUAUUAUGUGGUCUGAUGAGACAAAAAUAGAACUCUUUGGCCUGAAUGCAAAGUGCUAUGUCUGGAGAAAACCAGGCACAGCUCAUCACCCGUCUAACACCAUCCUUACCGCGACCGGGAGACCCAUGGGUGGCGCACAAUUGGUCCAGCGUCAUCCAAGGUAGGGGAGGGUGGGCAGGGAUGUGGGUUUGUUUCCCACGGGGGGCCAGUAUGAAAAAAACAAAAAACAAAACAUGUAUGCAUUCACUAACUGUAAGUAGCUCUGGAUAAGAGCGUCUGCUAAAUGACAAAAAUGUCAAUGCAUGGUGGUGGCAGCAUCAUGCUAUGGGGAUUUUGUUCAGCGGCAGGGACUGGGAGACUGGUAAGGAUGGAGGGAACAGUGAAUGGGACCAAAUACAGGCAAAUACAUGAUGAGAACAUGCUUCAGAGUGCAAACAACCUUAGACUGGGAGUGCAGAUUUAUGUUCCAACAGGAUAAUGACCCCAAGCAACGCUGGGAUGGCUUCAGAACAAGAAUGUGAAAGUCCUUGAGUGGGCCAGCCAAAGCCCAGAUUUGAAUCCCAUUGAAUCUAUGGAAAGACUUGAAGAUUGCUGUUCACCGCCUCUCCCCAUCUAAUUUAACAGAGCUUGAGAUAAUCUGCAAGGAAGAAUGGGAGAAAAUCCUCAAAUCCAGAUGUGUAAAACUAAUACAGACAUACCCAAGAUGACUCAAAGCUGUAAUCGCUGCCAACGGUGCUUCUACAAAGUAUUGACUCAGGGGUGUGAAUACUUAUGUAAAUUAGAUUGUUUUUUAUUUUUAAUACAUUAGCAAACAUUUCUAAAACCAUGUUUUCACUUUGUCAUUAUGGGGUAUUGUGUGUAGAUGGGUGAGAUUUAAAAAAAUCCAUUUUGAAUUCAGGUUGUAACACAACAAAAUGUGGAGUAAGUCCAGGGGUAUGAAUACUUUCUGAAGGCAUUUGGAAAGUAUUCAGACCCCUUGACUUUUUCCAAAGUGUUACGUUACAGCCUUAUUCUAAAAUUGAUUAAAUCGUUUUAUUUUUAUUUUUUCUCAUUAAUCUACACACACUACCCCAUAAUGACAAGGCAAAAACAGUUUUUUUGAGAUUUUUGCAAAUGUAUAUAUAAAAAAUAUAUAUAUAUCACAUAAAAAUAUAUAUAUAUCACAUUUACAUAUGUUUCCAGACCCUUUACUCAGUACUUUGUUGAAGCACCUUUGGCAGCGAUUACAGCCUCGAGUCUUCUUGGGUAUGACGCUGCAAGCUUGGCACACCUGUACUUUGGGAGUUUCUCCCAUUCUUCUCUGCAGAUUGUGGACUACAGGAAAAAGAAGAGGACCGAGCACGCCCCCAUUCUCAUCGAUGGGGCUGGAGUGGAUCAGGUUGAGAGCUUCAAGUUCCUUGGUGUCCACAUCACCAACAAACUAACGUGGUCCAAGCACACCAAGACAGUCGUGAAGAGGGCAUGACAAAACCUAUUCCCCCCUGAGGAGACUGAAAAGAUUUGGCAUUGGUCCUCAGAUCCUCAAAAGGUUCUACAGCUGCACCAUCGAGAGCAUCACUGCCUGGUAUGGCAACUGCUCGGCCACCGACUGCAAGGCACUACAGAGGGUAGUGCGUACGGCCCAGUACAUCAUUGGGGCCAUUCCUGCCAUCCAGACCUCUAUACCAGGCGGUGUCAGAGGAAGGCCCUCAAAAUUGUCAAAGACUCAAGCCACCUAGUCAUAGACUGUUCUCUCUGCUACCGCACGGCAAGCGGUACCGGAGCGCCAAGUCAAGGUCCAAGAGGCUUCUAAACAGCUUCAACCCCCAAGCCAUAAGACUCCUGAACAUCUAAUCAAAUGGCUACCCAGACUAUUUGCAUUUACGCUGCUGCUACUCUCUGUUAUCUGCGCAUAGUCACUUUAAUAACUCUACCUACAUGUACAUAUUGCGUCAAUUACCUCGACUAACCGGUGCCCCCGCACAUUGACUCGGUACCGGUACCCCCUGUAUAUAGCCUCGCUACUGUUAUUUCACAUUGACUCUGUACCGGUACCCCCUGUAUAUAGCCUCCCUACUGUUAUUUUUACUGCUGCUCUAAUUUUUUAAAACUUUUAUUUCGUAUUAUUUUAUUGUGUGUGUAUAUAUAUAUAUAUAUAUAUAUAUAUAUAUAUAUAUAUAUAUAUAUAUAUAUAUAUAUAUAUAUAUAUAUAUAAUUUUUUAUUAUUAUUUUUUGGGGGGGUAUUCUUUCUUAAAACUGCAUUGUUGGUUAAGGCUUGUAAUUAAGCAUUUCACUGUAAGGUCUACACCUGUUGUAUUCGGCGUAUGUGACAAAUAACCUUUGAUUUGAUCCUCUCAAGCUCUGUCAGGUUGGAUGCACAGCUAUUUUCAGGUCUCUCCAGAGAUGUUCGAUCGGGUUCAAGUCUGGGCUCUGGCUGGGUCACUCAAAGGACAUUCAGAGACUUGUCCCAAAGCCACUCCUGCGUUGUCUUGGCUGUGAGCUUAGGGUCAUUGUCCUGUUGGAAGGUGAACCUUCGCCCCAGUCUGAGGUCCUGAGCGCUCUGGAGCAGGUUUUCAUCAAGGAUCUCUCUGUACUUUGCUCCGUUCAUCUUUCUUUCGAUCCUGACUAGUCUCCCAGUCCCUGCCGUUGAAAAACAUCCCCACAGCAUGAUGCUGCCACCAUGCUUCAACGUAGGGAUGGUGCCAGGUUUCCUCCAGACAUGACGCUUGGCAUUCAGGCCAAAGAGUUCAAUCUUGGUUUCAUCAGACCAGAGAAUCUUAUUUCUCAUGGUUUGUCCUUUUGGUGCCUUUUUUGCAAACUCCAAGCGGGCUGUCAUGUGCCUUUUACUGAGGAGUGGCUUCCGUCUGGCCACUCCUUCUGGAAGCUUCUCCCAUCUCCACAGAGAAACUCUAGACCUCUGUCAGAGUGACCACCGGGUUCUUGGUCACCUCCCUGACCAAGUUGGCCCUUCUCCCCUGAUUGCUCAGUUUGGCCGGGCGGCCAGCUCUAGGAAGAGUCUUGGUGGUUCCAAACUUCUUCCAUUUAAGAAAUGUGUUCUUGGGGACCUUCAGACCCUUUGCAGAAAUGUUUGUUGGUUCCCUUUCCCAGAUCUGUGCCUCGAUACAAUCCUUUCUCGAAGGUCUAUGGACAAUUCCUUCGACCUCAUGCAUUGGUUUUUGCUCUGACAUGCACUAUCAACUGUGAGACCUUAUAUAGACAGGUGUGUGCCUUUCCAAAUCAUAUCCAAUCAGUUGAAUUUUCCACAAGUGGACACCAGUGAAGUUGUAGAAAUAUCUCAAGGAUGAUCAAUGGAAACAGGAGCACCUGCGCUCAAUUUCGAGUCUCAUAGCAAAGGGUCUGAAUAAUUAUCUAAAUAAGGUAUUUCUGUUUUAUAUUUUUCAUAAAUGUGCAAAAAAAAUCUAAACCUGUUUUCGCUUUGUCAUUAUGGGGUAUUGUGUGUAGAUUGAUGAAUUAAAAAAACAAUUUAAUCCAUUUUAGAAUAAAGCUGUAGCGUAACAAAAUGUUGAAAAAGUCAAGGGGUCUGAAUACUUUCUGAAUGCACUGUAUAUCCUCUCCCUAGGUAUCAGUCAGAGUUAUAUCUCCCAGUGGUUGCUGCAGCAGGGCUUGGAGAUGAGCGACUCCAAACGCAGAGCCUUCUACCGCUGGUACCUGCUGGAGAGGAACAACCCAGGUGAGAACCAGUGUAAGACGGGGGAGGAAGCGUUUAAUGUUGACUCCAUUCUGCUGCUUGUUGUUGCCACCUUUCCCUCUGUCCUUCCUCUGUCCAUCCUCUAAUCCUGCAUUGUGAAUCUACACACACACACAUCGUUCUGGUUCUAGAGAGUUCAGUAAAGGAAUGAGAUCAGGAGACAGAUAGCCAUGACUGAGAGAACAUAUACAGUAGGAUUUUUUUUUUUAAAAAAAAAAAAACAUAAAGGCCAGUUUAUACUUAGUCUAACGACAUGUCUGUAGACAAUUUAGAAUGCGACGUGUCGCUGGUCAAAACAACAUUUAAUUUAUGCUCCGGUGGAAAGUCUGUAGAUCGUCGCUUCGACUUCCAGUUUCCUUGUCACACAGACAUGGGGAAAAAAGCUUGUUGUCGUGGUUGCCGGACUGCCAUAGCAACCAUACCAAAUCCUCCUGUGACAAGAUGAUGCAGGAGUUCCGACUUUUUCAGAAUUACCUUAAUUUUAUUUAGUCACAAUGUGGAAGUAGGCUAUUUUCUGUAAGCUCGCCAUUACCUAGGAAUUAAUUAUGUUGUUGUGGGUUUAUUUUCCAGUAAUAAUGAAUAAAAAGUAGCUAAAGUUGAGACUUUGUCAGCUAUACUCUGGUCAUUAUUUGAACUGGCUAGCCAGCUAGCUGGCUACAGUGCCUUCAGAAAGUAUUCAUACACCUUUACUUAUUGUUGUUGCAUUACUCUUAUUACUAUUACACUAUUGCAUGUACUCAUUUUUGUUGCAUUACAGCCUGAAUUCAAAAUUGAUUAAAUAGGUGUUUUUUUCACCAAUUUACACACAAUACCCCAUAAUAAGUGAAAACCACUCCUGAGUGGCGCAGUGGUCUAAGGCACUGCAUCGCAGUGCUAACUGUGCCACUAGAGAUCCUGGUUCGAAUCCAGGCUCUGUCGCAGCCGGCAGCGACCGGGAGACUCAUGGGCGGCGCACAAUUGGCCCAGCGUCGUCCAGGGUAGGGGAGGGAAUGGCCGGCAGGGAUAUAGCUCAGUUGAUAGAGCAUGGCGUUUGCAACGCCAGGGUUGUGGGAUCGAUUCCCACGGGGGGCCAGUAUAAUUUUUUUUUUUAAAAAUUAUUCACUAACUGUAAGUCGCUCUGGAUAAGAGCGUCUGCUAAAUGACUAAAAUGUAAAUGUAAAUGUAAACAUGUUUUUAGUAAUUUAUGAAAAAUAUAAACAGUAAUAUACUGGGUCUUGAUCAGGUAAGUAUUCAACCCCCUGAGUCAAUACAUGUAAGAAUCGCCUUUGGUAGCGAUUACAGCUGUGAGUCUUUCUGGGUAAGUCUCUAAGAACUUUCCACAACUGGAUUAUGCAACAUUUGCCCAUUUUAUUAUUUUCAACAUUCUUCAAGCUCUGUCAAAUUGUUUGUUGAUCAUUGCUAGACAACCAUUUUCAGGUCUUGCUAUAGAUUUUCAAGUAGAUUUAGGUCAAAACUGUUACUUGGCCAUUCAGGAACAUUCACUGUGUUCUUGGUAAGUAACUCCAGUGUAGAUUUGGCUUUGUGUUUGAGGUUAUUGUCCUGCUGAAAGGUUAAUUAAUCUCCCAGUGACUGGUGGAAAGCAGACUGAAGCUGAUGCAGCCAUCACUAUGCUUGAAAAUAUGGAGAGUGGUACUCAGUAAUGUAUUGGAUUUGCCCCAAACAUAACACUUUGUAUUAAGGCCAAAAAGUUAAUUGCUUUGCCUCAUUUUUUGCAGGAUUCCUUUAGUGCCUUGUUACAAACAGGAUGCAUGUUUAGGAGAAGAAAUGAAUUCUGUACAGACUUCCUUCUUUUUACUCUGUCAAUUCGGUUAGUAUUGUGAAGUAACUACAAUGUUGAUCCAUCCUCAGUUUUUCUCCUAUCACAGACAUUAAACUCUGUACCGUAGCUUGCAAAAGUAUUCACCCCCCUUGGCAUUUUUCCCAAUUUUGUUGCCUUACAACCUGGAAUUAAAAUGGAUUUUUGGGGGAUUUGUUUCAUUUGAUUUACACAACACGCCUACCACUUUGAAGAUGCAAAAUAUUUUUUAUUGUGAAACAAACAAGAAAUAAGACAAAAAACAUAACUAUUCACCCCCCCCCCAAAGUCAAUACUUUGUAGAGCCACCUUUUGCAGCAAUUACAGCUGCAAGUCUCUUGGGGUAUGUCUCUAUAAGCUUGGCACAUUUAGCCACUGGGAUUUUUGCCCAUUCUUCAAGGCAAAACUGCUCCAGCUCUUUCAAGUUGAAUGGUUCCGCUGGUGUACAGCAAUCUUUAAGUCAUACCACAGAUUCUCAUUUGGAUUGAGGUCUCGGCUUUGACUAGGCUAUUCCAAGAAAUCUAAAUGUUUCUCCUUAAACCACUCAAGUGUUGCUUUAGCGGUAUGCUUAGGGUCAUUGUCCUGCUGGAAGGUGAACCUCCGUCCCAGUCUUACAAUAUCUGGAAGACUGAAACAGGUUUCCCUCAAGAAUUUCCCUGUAUUUAGCCUCCUCCAUCAUUCCUUCAAUUCUGACCAGUUUCCCAGUCCCUGCCGAUGAGAACAUCCCCACAUUAUGAUGCUGCCACCACCAUGCUUCACUGUGGGGAUGGUGUUCUCGGGGUGAUGAGAGGUGUUGGGUUUGCGCCAGACAUAGUGUUUUCCUUGAUGGCCAAAAAACUACAUUUUAUCCUCAUCUGACCAGUGUACCUUCUUCCAAAUGUUUGGGGAGUCUCCCACAUGCCUUUUGGCGAACACCAAACGUGUUUGCUUAUUUAUUUAUUAAAGCAAUGGCUUUUUUCUGGCCACUCUUCCGUAAAGCCCAGCUCUGUGGAGUGUACGGCUUAAAGUGGUCCUAUGGACAGAUACUCCAAUCUCCGCUGUAGAGCUUUGAUGCUCCUUCAGGGGUAUCUUUGGUCUUUUUGUUGCCUCUCUGAUUAAUGCCCUCCUUGCCUGGUCCGUGAGUUUUGGUGGGUGGUCCUCUCUUGGCAGGUUUGUUGUGGUGCCAUAUUCUUUCAAUUUUUUUAUAAUGGAUUUAAUGGUGCUCCGUGGGAUGUUCAAAGUUUCUGAUAUUUCUUUAUAACCCAACCCUGAUCUCCACAACUUUGUCCCUGACCUGUUUGGAGAGCUCUUCGGUCUUCAUGGUGCCGCUUGCUUGGUUGUGCCCCUUGUUUAGUGGUGUUGCAGACUCUGGGGCCUUUCAGAACAGGUGUAUAUGUAUACUGAGAUCAUGUGACAGAUCAUGUGACACUUAGAUUGCAUACAGGUGGACUUUAUUUAACUAAUUAUGUGACUUCUGAAGGCAAUUGGGUUGCACCAGAUCUUAUUUAGGUGCUUCAUAGCAAAGGGGGUGAAUACAUACAGUUGAAGUCGGAAGUUUACAUACACUUAGGUUGGAGUCAUUAAAACUCGUUUUUCAACCACUCCACAAAUUUCUUGUUAACAAACUAUAGUUUUGGCAAGUCGGUUAGGGCAUCUACUUUGUGCAUGACACAAGUAAUUUUUCCAACAAUUGUUUACAGACAGAUUAUUUCACUUAUAAUUCACUGUAUCACAAUUCCAGUGGGUCAGAAGUUUACAUACACAAAGUUCACCGUGCCUUUUAAACAGCUUGGAAAAUUCCAGAAAAUGAUGUCAUGGCUUUAGAAGCUUCUGAUAGGCUAAUUGACAUCAUUUGAGUCAAUUGGAGGUGUACCAGUGGAUGUAUUUCAAGGCCUACCUUCAAACUCAGUGCCUCUUUGCUUGACAUCAUGGGAAAAUCAAAAUAAAUCAGCCAAUACUUCAGAAAAAAAUUGUAGACCUCCACAAGUCUGGUUUAUCCUUGGGAGCAAUUUCCAAACGCCUGAAGGUACCACGCUCAUCUGUACAAACAAUAGUAUGCAAGUAUAAACACCAUGGGACCACGCAGCUGUCAUACCGCUCAGGAAGGAGUCGCAUUCUGUCUCCUAGAGAUGGACUUACUUUGGUGCGAAAAAGUGCAAAUCAAUCCCAGAACAACAGCAAAGGACCUUGUGAAGAUGCUGGAGGAAACGGGUACAAAAGUAUCUAUAUCCACAGUAAAACGAGUCCUAUAUCGACAUAACCUGAAAGGCCGCUCGGCAAGGAAGAAGCCACUGCUCCAAAACCGCCAUAAAAAAGCCAGACUACGGUUUGCAACUGCACAUGGGGACAAAUAUUGUACCUUUUGGAGAAAUGUCCUCUGGUCUGAUGAAACAAAAAUGGAACUGUUUGGCCAUAAUGACCAUCGUUAUGUUUGGAGGAAAAAGGGGAUGGCUUGCAAGCUGAAGAACCACCAUCCCAACCAUGAAGCACGGAGGUGGCAGCAUCAUGCUGUGGGUGUGCUUUGCUGCAGGAGGGACUGGUGCACUUCACAAAAUAGAUGGCGUCCUGAGGAAGGAAAAUUAUGUGGUUAUAUUGAAGCAACAUCUCAAGACAUCAGUCAGGAAGUUAAAGCUUGGUCGCAAAUAGGUCUUCCAAAUGGACAAUGACCCCAAGCAUACUUCCAAAGUUGUGGGAAAAUGGCUUAAGGACAACAAAGUCAAGGUAUUGGAGUGGCCAUCACAAAGCCCUGACCUCAAUCCUAUAGAACAUUUGUGGGCAGAACUGAACAAGUGUGUGCGAGCAAGUAGGGCUACAAACCUGACUCAGUUACACCAGCUCUGUCAGGAGGAAUGGGCCAAAAUGCACCCAACUUAUUGUGGGAAGCUUGUGGAAGGCUACCCAAAACAUUUGACCCAAGUUAAACAAUUUAAAGGCAAUGCUACCAAAUACUAAUUGAGUGUAUGUAAACUUCUGACCCACUGGGAAUGUGAUGAAAGGAAAUAAAAGCUGAAAUAAAUCAUUCUCGCCACUAUUAUUCUGACAUUUCACAUUCUUAAAAUAAAGUGGUGAUCCUAAUUGACCUGAGACAGGGAAUUUUUACUAGGAUUAAAUGUCAGGAAUUGUGAAAAACUGAGUUUAAAUGUAUUUGGCUAAGGUGUAUGUAAUUGUCCGACUUCAACUGUAUGCACGCACCACUUUUCCGUUAUUAACUUUUUAGAAUUUUUUGAAACAAGUUAUUUUUUUCAUUUCACUUCACCAAUUUGGACUACGUUGUGUAUGUCCAUUUUAAAUGAAAUCCAAAUAAAAAUCCAUUUAAAUUACAGGUUGUUUUGCCACAAAAUAGGAAAAACGCCAAGUGGGAUGAAUACUUUUGCAAGGCACUGUAACUGUUUUUAAAGUCACCAUUGGCCUCAUGGUGAAAUCCCUGAGUGGUUUCCUUCUUCUCCGGCAACUGAGUUAGGAAGAACACCUGUGUCUUUGUAGUGACUGGGUGUAUUGAUACACCAUCCAAAAUGUAAUUAAUAACUUCACCAUGCUUAAAGGGAUAUUUAAUGUCUGCCCUUACUUUGCAAGGCGUUGGAAAACCUCCUUGGUCUUUGUGGUUGAAUCUGUGUUUGGAAUUCACUGCUCAAUUGAGGGGACCUUCAGAUAACCUUAAUGUGUGGGGUACAGAUAUGAAGUUAAACAAUACAGAGUGAGGUCAUGUGACUUGUUAAGCACAUUUGUUCUCGUGAACGUAUUUACGUUUGCCGUAAAAAAAAGUGGUUGAAUACUUAUUAACUCAAGACAUUUUCAGCUUUUCAUUUUUUAUUGAUUUUUAAACAUUUCUAAAAACAUAGUUCCACUUUGACAUGGGGUGUUGUGUGUAGGCCAGUGACACAACAAAAUGUUGAAAAAGUCGAGGGGUAUACAGUGAGGGGAAAAAAGCAUUUGAUCCCCUGCUGAUUUUGUACGUUUUUAAUGUCAAAAAUGUUAUCAAUUGAUUUGCAUUUUAAUGAAGGAUCAGAUUCCAAACUCUCCACCAUGGCAAAGACCAAAGAGCUCUCCAAGGAUGUCAGGGACAAGAUUGUAGACCUACACAAGGCUGGAAUGGGCUACAAAACCAUCGGCAAGCAGCUUGGUGAGAAGGUGACAACAGUUGGUGCGAUUAUUCGCAAAUGGAAGAAACACAAAAUAACUGUCAAUCUCCCUCGGCCUGGGGCUCCAUCCAAGAUCUCACCUCGUGGAGUUGCAAUGAUCAGUGAGGAAUCAGCCCAGAACUACACGGGAGGAUCUUGUCAAUGAUCUCAAAGCAGCUGGGACCAUAGUCACCAAGAAAACAAUUGGUAACACACUACGUCGUGAAGGACUGAAAUCCUGCAGCGCCCGCAAGGUCCCCCUGCUCAAGAAAGCACAUAUACAUGCCCGUCUGAAGUUUGCCAAUGAACAUCUGAAUGAUUCAGAGGAGAACUGGGUGAAAGUGUUGUGGUCAGAUGAGACCAAAAUGGAGCUCUUUGGCAUCAACUCAACUCGCCUGUUUGGAGGAGGAGGAAUGCUGCCUAUGACCCCAAGAACCCCAUCCCCACCGUCAAACAUGGAGGUGGAAACAUUAUGCUUUGGGGGUGUUUUUCUGCUAAGGGGACAGGACAACUUCACUGCAUCAAAGGGACGAUGGACGGGGCCAUGUACCGUCAAAUCUUGGGUGAGAACCUCCUUCCCUCAGCCAGGGCAUUGAAAAUGGGUCGUGGAUGGGUAUUCCAGCAUGACAAUGACCCAAAACACACGGCCAAGGCAACAAAGAAGUGGCUGAAGAAGAAGCACAUUAAGGUCCUGGAUUGGCCUAGCCAGUCUCCAGACCUUAAUCCCAUAGAAAAUCUGUGGAGGGAGCUGAAGGUUCGAGUUGCCAAACGUCAGCCUCGAAACCUUAAUGACUUGGAGAAGAUCUGCAAAGAGGAGUGGGACAAAAUCCCUCCUGAGAUGUGUGCAAACCUGGUGGCCAACUACAAGAAACGUCUGACCUCUGUGAUUGUCAACAAGGGUUUUGCCACCAAGUACUAAGUCAUGUUUUGCAGAGGGGUCAAAUACUUAUUUCCCUCAUUAAAAUGCAAAUCAAUUUAUAUCAUUUUUGACAUGUGUUUUUCUGGAUUUUUUUGUUGUUAUUCUGUCUCUCACUGUUCAAAUAAACCUACCAUUAAAAUUAUAGACUGAUCAUGUCUUUGUCAGUGGGCAAACGUACAAAAUCAGCAAGGGAUCAAAUACUUUUUUCCCUCACUGUAUAUACAUUUUAUGGACACAGUCACUAAUUAUAUUUUGUUUGUUUUUACUCCUGAACUUCCUCUGGUCAUUUUCAUGUUGUCCAUCUGGUUUGCUUGGGCUCCCGAGUGGCACAGUGGUCUAAGGCACUGCAUCUCAGUGCUUGCGGCGUCACUACAGACCCCCUGCCAUUAAAAUUAUAGACUGAUCAUUUCUUUGUCAGUGGGCAAACGUACAAAAUCAGCAGGGGAUCAAAUACUUUUUUUCCCUCACCGUAAAUACUUUCUAAAGGCACUGUAGCUAGCAACGAACCAAAACAUUGUUUAGAAAAUGUGCUUUUAGUUGCCUGGGUUACUAGGUUGACAUUUGCUGAAUUCAUUGUAAAACGGAUGGGUUUAUUGGUGUUAAAAUAGACGGUAUGCUAUUUGGAGCACCCGGCUGCUGUUUUGGGUUUAUACUUUUCAUAACGACAAGUUUGAUGUCGGACAACAAUAGAAUGUUCAUGAUGUCGCUACGACAACUAUCUACAGACAUGUGGAUAGACGGCUGUAAACCAGCCUUUGCUGUAGAUACUAAUCAAUCAUGUUAGUCAUCUGGUUUGAAGUGUAACUCUAGUGGAUGAGUGUGGUGUCUGUCUAUCCAUCUUAACCCAGGCUACAGUAACAUCGUGAUCCAUCCAUCUUAACCCAGGCUAGAGUAACAUCGUGAUCCAUCCAUCUUAACCCAGGCUAGAGUAACAUCAUGAUCCAUCCAUCUUAACCCAGGCUACAGUAACAUCGUGAUCCAUCCAUCUUAACCCAGGCUAGAGUAACAUCAUGAUCCAUCCAUCUUAACCCAGGCUAGAGUAACAUCAUGAUCCAUCCAUCUUAACCCAGGCUAGAGUAACAUCGUGAUCCAUCCAUCUUAACCCAGGCUAGAGUAACAUCGUGAUCCAUCCAUCUUAACCCAGGCUAGAGUAACAUCAUGAUCCAUCCAUCUUAACCCAGGCUACAGUAACAUCGUGAUCCAUCCAUCUUAACCCAGGCUAGAGUAACAUCAUGAUCCAUCCAUCUUAACCCAGGCUAGAGUAACAUCGUGAUCCAUCCAUCUUAACCCAGGCUAGAGUAACAUCAUGAUCCAUCCAUCUUAACCCAGGCUAGAGUAACAUCAUGAUCCAUCCAUCUUAACCCAGGCUAGAGUAACAUCAUGAUCCAUCCAUCUUAACCCAGGCUAGAGUAACAUCGUGAUCCAUCCAUCUUAACCCAGGCUACAGUAACAUAAUGACCUCCCAUAGGAAGUCAAGAAUAAACACCAUCCACACAGACUGAAAUAUGGAUGCACUAGAAGUGUUUUGAACAUUUUAAUCUGUUUGCUCAAUUCUAUAUCAGCAAAGACGUAGCCUAAAUAUUAGAAUGUUUAGUUUGUCCCAAUGACUUUGUCACUGUGGUGGUUCACUCCUAUGUCACAUGAGCAAAAAUGAAUGAAAAGAAGCCUUCCUGAACAAUCUACCUACCCGUCCCUGUGUCAUGUCAUCUUCCUUUCCUCCCCAAGCUUUGCUGCUGCUGCUGCUUCUGCGUGGUUCUCAGUCCUGAUCCUGAAGAGGUAGAAUUCCGGUGCUGGUUUUCAUUCCUACAUGGCUAACAGGCUAUCAAUAAUAACCCCAUCUAACACCAACAGUGACGCUAAUUCUGGAUCCUAAUGCUAACAUGUUGCUUUUCUCUAUGCCUUUCUACCUGGUGGGCACUUCAUUACUAAACUUUGGACGUGUCCACUGUAUACCUAUUCACCACAGUAAUCUCAAAGUUUGUCUUGAUUACUUGACUAACACAUUGUGGCCAAAAAAAGGAUUGGAUGAAGUCAGUUAUAAAACAACUGUCUGGUGUUUUAAUAAAUGAUAUUUGUAUUGCUAGACUUCUGUUAAAACUCUAGGCCUAAAUCUCAAACCAAUAUUGGCCAAACUCUGUAUGUCUACCUAUAGUCUGUCUGUGGCCUGACCUGACCACUGGUUUGGUUUUGUCCUUAAUGAAGGGCUGAGAUGGAGUGAAAGCCAGCACGGCCCGGCGGGUCUGGGAACGGGGCUCAGUGGUCUCGGCCAGGGGCUGGGCCAGAACCCGGGCUCUGGACCCGCCAGGGGAGGGGACAGAGACAGAGACGUCACAGGGAUGGUGGGAAAUGCGACUACGGGCGCCACGGCCGCGGCCACGGCCGCCACCACCUGGGGCAGACAGAGAGAGCUGCUGCUGCACCUUCUCCCAUGGUACACUGCUGCCGCCGCACAGCAGGCCCAGCCAGGUAACAGCAAGCCCCCAUGCCCAUAACAGGACCACUCCUACAGGACCCAACCCUCCAUCUCUCCUCAGUUCUGUCUGUGGCUGUUCGGGAACGAGGCAGGCAACAUUUUUACUAGUCUUGGUUUUAAGUCACGCUACAACUCUUGCCAUUGCCAAAGUCGAAAGUAAAAAAAAAAAAUAAUAAUAAUAAAAGUACACUGCAGCACUCAAGGCCCCCUGUCUGUCUGAUACAUCCUGUCAUCACAGAGCCUGCAUGCAUGUCUCUCUGUGUCCACGUUGUGCCUCCCCAGUGUCUAUCUGGGAAUUCACUGGCAGUCUAGGGAUGUCAUGUAUCCUAAAAGUUACCAAAUCCUUAUUAAAAUAGAACAGUCAAGUGAUUUGAACGAUAAGUUAUUUCUCCUAAAUAAUAAUAAACCACUAGUUUGCUAGUUGCAAUGGGUUACUUUCUCUGUUUAAGCUUCCUCCCCGCCCUCUCUCACCUCCCCGUCUCUCUCUCCUCCCUCCCCACUCUCACAUCCCCCUCUCCCCCCCUCUCUCACCCCCUCUCACCUCCCUGCCCUCUCUCACCUCCCCCCUCUCUCACCUCCCCCCUCUCUCACCUCUCCCUCUCUCACCUCUCCCUCCCCCUCUCUCACCUCCCCCUCUCACCUCUCCCUCUCUCACCUCUCCCUCCCUCUCUCACCUCCCCCUCCCUCUCUCUCACCUCUCCCUCUCUCACCUCCCCCUCUCUCUCUCCUCCCUCCCCACUCUCACAUCCCCCUCUCCCCCCUCUCUCACCCCCUCUCCCUCUCUCUCACCUCUUCCUUCUCUCCCCCCUCUCCCUCUCCUCCACCUCUCCCUUUCUCUCACCUCCCCCUCUCCCCCCCCUCUCUCCUCACCCCCCUCUCCCCUCACCCCCUUUCUCUCACCUCCCCCACUCUCUCCCCACUCUCCCCUCUCUCUCACCUCCCCCCUCUCUCUCACCUCUCCCUCUCUCACCUCCCCCUUUCUCUCCCCUCCCCCCCUUUCUCUCACCUCCCCAUUUAGGUGCUACCCUCUCGAUGCGCUCCCUUGUGAAGGAGGAGCCUGAUUGGAGGACGGGGUUCAGCCCCGGGGAGAGGGGCGGGGUGGUGGGCGGUCCUCUGAGGCUGCGGAGGGGAAGCAGAUUCAUUUGGAGGAAGGAGUGCCAGUCAAUCAUGGAGAGGUGAGCCAAUUACAGGGCUCUGAUUGGAUCGGGUUCCCAUGACAAUAGUGGUGCGGUGUUUACAUUUGACUAGCCGACUAUCUAUGUUGACGCUUGUUGUCAACAGACAGAUCCAAAACUGGUUCAUCACAAUUACUGCAAGGCCAGUGGUCAACAAACCUUCUCAUGGAGAGCUAUGGGGUGUCCAGGCUUUUGUUCUAGCCCAACACUAACCAUUAGUGGUUGAGUCUGUUGAUGUUACUGAUGGGGCCAGAUGUUUCCCAUCAAACAAGAUAUUUCCCAUCAAACAAGAUAUUUCCCAUCAAACAAGAUGUUUCCCAUCAAACAAGAUGUUUCCCAUCAAGGCCUUUGUGACAUGUCUUAGAAAAUGUUAUUCUUUAUAACGAAUUUCUAACCUAUAAAAAGCCAAGCACAUCCUAAGUAUAGGAAUGAUUUUGUCCCACUGUUUCUGAAGUGGUUGACUGUUAUGCCUGUGAUGUCUCUAAGCGGAGGACACUCUCAGUAAUGAGAACACACAGGCACGUAGAACACAGCUCUAUGGAUGACGCAAUGCCACUGCAGUGCUGUUUCUCUUUAGGGGCUAGUUUACACUCCCGUCCCGCUGACGGACGAUACUGUGGGUUAGAGAGAGGGAGGGGGAGAGAGGGAGGGAGAGAGAGAGGGAGAGAGGGAGGGAGAGGGAGAGAGAGGGAGAGAGAGGGGGGGAGAGAGGGAGAGGGAGGGAGGGAAAGGGUGAUGGAGGGAGGGAGGGAAAGGGUGAUGGAGGGAGGGAGAGGGUGAUGGAGGGGAGAGGGUGAUGGAGGGGAGAGGGUGAUGGAGGGGGUGAGGGAGGGAGAGAGAGAGAGAGAGAGGGUGAUGGAGGGAGCAAGUGCUCCUACUGUUUAUUUGUGAAGUGAUUAUUAUUCAGACAGGGAGAUGGAGGAUGAGGAGUAAGGAAGGAGAGAGAGAGAUGGAGGGUGAGGAGUAAGGAAGGAGAGAGAGAGAUGGAGGGUGAGGAGUAAGGAAGGAGAGAGAGAGAGAUGGAGGGUGAGGAGUAAGGAAGGAGAGAGAGAGAUGGAGGGUGAGGAGUAAGGAAGGAGAGAGAGAGAGAUGGAGGGUGAGGAGUAAGUGGUGCAAUAUAUCUUCCUGUUUUUGUAAAAUAAGGUGAUUUUUAUUUAUUGCCUAGAAGAGGAGAGAAAGGGAGAGUAAUCCACCUGUGUCCAUUUAAUCCACUGUACCACUUCUGAUUGGUUAACGAUGCAGUCCAGGAUCUUAAGCAUUUACAAAUUUGUAACAUAUAUACGAAUUGCAAUGAUUAUUAUUUUUGCAGGAUGUAACAUAUCACAGGAAAUAGAUGACGCAGUACAGAAUUGUCCGGGAGCCGUUUUGGCGCACUACUUUCAAAACUACUGGCUGAAGUGAUACAAAGCUAAUCUAGCUGAGCUCUCAUUGGCUGGAUGUUUUCUCCUUCCUUCCUCCACUAUGAUGAGAGCUUCUGAUUGGUUAAUGCCAUGAGUGGGGGGGGGGGGUGUUAACAGUGUUCUUAUUGGCUGGUUGUUGUCUGUCAGUUUCUUUAUGGAGAACCAGUACCCUGACGAGGCGAAGAGAGAGGAGAUCGCUAACGCCUGCAACUCAGUCGUCCAGAAACCUGGUCAGUUUGGUCCGAGCACAGCUCACCAACACACCUGUAACCAAUGUCUUUAUUCUAAACCCAAUUAUCAUGAACUCAUAUCUACCCUUUUUUCUUAUGCCCCUUUAAACGACUUAUUAGUUUUAAUACCAAUCAAAUCCUAUGUUCAAAAGGCUUUCAAUUUAGCACGAAGAAGGAGCACCUCACCCUAUUUCACGUAUUCACUUGUCCAUCUCUCUGUCACCAUUACCCAGGAUGCAAGCUGUCUGAGUUUGAGCGUGUCACGGCUCUGAAGGUGUACAACUGGUUCGCCAACCGCCGGAAAGAGAUGAAGAGACGGGCUAAUAUAGGUAAGAAUCUCCAAUACCAAAACACCCACAAUCCCUAACACCUAGGCACAUUCCGUAGACCAGAAAACAUUGGAUAGGUGUCAGCAUUAUGGGAAUAGACAGUGGUGCAAAAAGUGCUCAAUCGUCCUACUUGAGUAAAAGUAAAGAUACUUUUUAAUAGAAAAUGACUCAAGUAAAAGUGAAAGUCACCCAGUAAAAUACUACUUGAGUAAAAGUAUUUGGUUUUAAAUAUACUUAAGUAUCAAAAGUAAAUGGAAUUGCUCAAAUGUACUUAAGUAUCAAAAGUAAAAGUGUGAAUAAUUUCAAAUUCCUUAUAUUAAGCAACCCAGACGGCACCAUUAUUUAUUUUAUUUUUUAUUGACGGAUAGCCAGGGGCACACUCCCAACACUCAGACAUCAUUUACAAACGAAACAUUUGUGUUGAAUUAGUCUGCCAGAUCAGAGGCAGUAGAGAUGACCAGGGAUGUUCUCUUGAUAAGUGUGUGAAUUGUACCAUUUUCCUGUCAAAAUGUAACGAGUACUUUUGGGUGUCAGGGAAAAAUGUAUAGAGUAAAAAGUACAUUAUUUUCUUUAGGAAUGUAGUGAAGUAAAAGUAGUCAAAAAUAUAAAUAGUAAAGUACAGAUACCCCAAGAAACUACUUUAGUAAAAAUACUUUAAAGUACUACUUAAGUACUUUACACCACUGGUAAUAGGUCAACAUUAGCCAUUGUUAGGCUAGGUGGUAUUUUCACCAUGUUGCUUAUGUCUACCUGAUCUUUUCAGAUCUAGGAGAUGGAUCCACUGGUAGAGGGCUAGAGCUACAUGUUGAUCUAGGAGAUGGAUCCACUGGUAGAGGGCUAGAGCUACAUGUUGAUCUAGGAGAUGGAUCCACUGGUAGAGGGCUAGAGCUACAUGUUGAUCUAGGAGAUGGAUCCACUGGUAGAGGGCUAGAGCUACAUGUUGAUCUAGGAGAUGUAUCUACUGGUAGAGAGCUAGAGCUACAUGUUGAUCUAGGAGAUGGAUCUACUGGUAGAGAGCUAGAGCUACAUGUUGAUCUAGGAGAUGGAUCCACUGGUAGAGGGCUAGAGCUACAUGUUGCUAGAUGCUGCAGUGGAUAAAGGACAGCAUUUCCCCUCUUCUUGAUCUAUUUUUCACUCUUUCCUGUUUGCACCUUUUUGUCCGCUUUCUUUCUCCUUCUCUCCUUCUCCCUCUCUCCUUCUCCCUCUCUCCUUCUCCCUCUCUCCUUCUCCCCGUCAGAGGCAGCCAUCUUGGAGAGUCAUGGUAUCGAGGUUCCCAGCCCGAGCUGUCAAUCCAACGGGGAGGAGCUGGAACCACAGGACUUUGCAGAGCAAGUGAAUCAACGAUUCAUAGAGCAGGUGAGUUAGUGAAUCAACGAUUCAUAGAGCAGGUGAGUUAGUGAAUCAACGAUUCAUAGAGCAGGUGAGUUAGUGAAUCAACGAUUCAUAGAGCAGGUGAGUUAGUGAAUCAACGAUUCAUAGAGCAGGUGAGUUAGUGAAUCAACGAUUCAUAGAGCAGGUGAGUUAGUGAAUCAACGAUUCAUAGAGCAGGUGAGUUAGUGAAUCAACGAUUCAUAGAGCAGGUGAGUUAGUGAAUCAACGAUUCAUAGAGCAGGUGAGUUAGUGAAUCAACGAUUCAUAGAGCAGGUGAGUUAGUGAAUCAACGAUUCAUAGAGCAGGUGAGUUAGUGAAUCAACGAUUCAUAGAGCAGGUGAGUUAGUGAAUCAACGAUUCAUAGAGCAGGUGAGUUAGUGAAUCAACGAUUCAUAGAGCAGGUGAGUUAGUGAAUCAACGAUUCAUAGAGCAGGUGAGUUAGUGAAUCAACGAUUCAUAGAGCAGUUGGGUCAGUGAAUCAACAAUCCAGUCAGGGAAUUUUAAUACUAAACCACUUAUCAUUGAACUUGUACAAUACACUGUCAACUGUACAAUACACUGUAACAUGAUGACCAAAUGGUUUUGUCUAUCCUCACCAGAUGUUCAUGACAUGCAGGUUAAAAUACAAAAAAGCAACUGUGAACCAACUAUAUUAGUUUGGGGACAGGUCAAAACACAUAUGAAAUGUUCAUGGACACUUGGCUAGCUUGCAUUACCGCCACCGACUGGAGUGUGGACCUCGUUCAUCUUUCAAUCACCCACGUGGGUAUAUACUCGUAAAAAAAAAAACAAUGAGUAGAUGGGGGAGGCGGGACUUGUAGUGCGCGCGCGAGCAGAUUGGAUGAAAUGAUUGAGUAACAUGUUUAAUUUUUCAGUCUGGUCAGCAUGACUAUCAAAUCAAAUCAAAUCAAAUCAAAUUUUAUUGGUCACAUGCGCCGAAUACAACAGGUGCAGACAUUACAGUGAAAUGCUUACUUACAGCCCUUAACCAACAGUGCAUUUAUUUUAAACAAAAAAGUAAGAAUAAAACAACAACAAAAAAGUGUUGAGAAAAAAAGAGCAGAAGUAAAAAAUAAAGUGACAGUAGGGAGGCUAUAUAUACAAUAGAAUAAAGUGACAGUAGGGAGGCUAUAUAUACAGGGGGGUACCGUUGCAUAGUCAAUGUGCGGGGGCACCGGCUAGUUGAGGUAAUAUGUACAUGUGGGUAGAGUUAAAGUGACUAUGCAUAAAUACUUAACAGAGUAGCAGCAGCGUAAAAGGGAUGGGGUGGGGGGGGCAGUGCAAAUAGUCCGGGUAGCCAUGAUUAGCUGUUCAGGAGUCUUAUGGCUUGGGGGUAGAAGCUGUUGAGAAGUCUUUUGGACCUAGACUUGGCACUCCGGUACCGCUUGCCGUGCGGUAGCAGAGAGAACAGUCUAUGACUAGGGUGACUGGAGUCUUUGACAAUUUUGAGGGCCUUCCUCUGACACCGCCUGGUAUAGAGGUCCUGGAUGGCAGGGAGCUUUGCCCCAGUGAUGUACUGGGCCGUACGCACUACCCUCUGUAGUGCCUUGCGGUCAGAGGCCAAGCAGUUGCCAUACCAGGCGGUGAUGCAACCAGUCAGGAUGCUCUCGAUGGUGCAGCUGUAGAAUUUUUUGAGGAUCUGAGGACCCAUGCCAAAUCUUUUUAGUCUCCUGAGGGGGAAUAGGCUUUGUCGUGCCCUCUUCACGACUGUCUUGGUGUGUUUGGACCAUGAUAGUUCGUUGGUGAUGUGGACACCAAGGAACUUGAAGCUCUCAACCUGUUCCACUACAGCCCCGUCGAUGAGAAUGGGGGCGUGCUCAGUCCUCUUUUUUUUCCUGUAGUCCACAAUCAUCUCCUUUGUCUUGGUCACGUUGAGGGAGAGGUUGUUGUCCUGGCACCACACGGCCAGAUCUCUGACCUCCUCCCUAUAGGCUGUCUCAUCGUUGUCGGUGAUCAGGCCUACCACUGUUGUGUCGUCGGCAAACUUAAUGAUGGUGUUGGAGUCGUGCCUGGCCAUGCAGUCAUGGGUGAACAGAGAGUACAGGAGGGGACUGAGCACGCACCCCUGAGGGGCCCCCGUGUUGAGGAUCAGUGUGGCAGAUGUGUUGUUACCUACCCUUACCACCUGGGGGCGGCCCGUCAGGAAGUCCAGGAUCCAGUUGCAGAGGGAGGUGUUUAGUCCCAGGAUCCUUAGCUUAGUGAUGAGCUUUGAGGGCACUAUGGUGUUGAAUGCUGAGCUGUAGUCAAUGAAUAGCAUUCUCACGUAGGUGUUCCUCUUGUCCAGGUGGGAAAGGGCAGUGUGGAGUGCGAUAGAGAUUGCAUCAUCUGUGGAUCUGUUGGGGCGGUAUGCAAAUUGGAGUGGGUCUAGGGUUUCUGGGAUUAUGCUGUUGAUGUGAGCCAUGACCAGUCUUUCAAAGCACUUCAUGGCUACAGACGUCAGUGCCACGGGUCGGUAGUCAUUUAGGCAGGUUAUCUUAGAGUUCUUGGGCACGGGGACUAUGGUGGUCUGCUUGAAACAUGUUGGUAUUACAGACUCAGUCAGGGACAUGUUGAAAAUGUCAGUGAAGACACUUGCCAGUUGGUCAGCACAUGCUCGGAGUACACGUCCUGGUAAUCCGUCUGGCCCUGCGGCCUUGUGAAUGUUGACCUGCUUAAAAGUCUUACUCACAUCGGCUACGGAGAGCGUGAUCACAUAGUCGUCCGGAACAGCUGGUGCUCUCAUGCAUGCUUCAGUGUUGCUUGCCUCGAAGCGAGCAUAGAAGUGGUUUAGCUCGUCUGGUAGGCUUGUGUCACUGGGCAGCUCGCGGCUGUGCUUCCCUUUGUAGUCUGUAAUAGUUUUCAAGCCCUGCCACAUCCGACGAGCGUCAGAGCCAGUGUAGUAUGAUUCAAUCUUAGACCUGUAUUGACUCUUUGCCUGUUUGAUGGUUCGUCGGAGGUCAUAGCGGGAUUUCUUAUAAGCGUCCGGGUUAGAGUCCCGUUCCUUGAAAGCGGCAGCUCUACCCUUUAGCUCAGUGCGGAUGUUUCCUGUAAUCCAUGGCUUCUGGUUGGGGUAUGUACGUACGGUCACUGUGGGGACGACAUCAUCGAUGCACUUAUUGAUGAAGCCAGUGACUGAUGUGGUGUACUCCUCAAUGCUGUCUGAAGAAUCCCUGAACAUGUUCCAGUCUGUGCUAGCAAAACAGUCCUGUAGCUUAGCAUCUGCGUCAUCUGUUAGAAUAAACUCUUACCUUUUUCCUUCACAGGAAGAGAUCUCUUCCAGGAAGGACCUUGAUCUACAAGACCCCUCCUCAUUGGCUGCCGUCGAGGUCCUUCCACCUCCAAGCCCCGCCCCUCAGGUUCUGGAACAGAAAGCUGACGAAUCGAAAAGGGAGACGGUGGACGAGGAG